Messenger RNA from Microdochium trichocladiopsis, 826 nucleotides. RefSeq lists its product as uncharacterized. The transcript has 2 exons. NCBI's taxonomy places the organism in Eukaryota, Fungi, Ascomycota, Sordariomycetes, Xylariales, Microdochiaceae. The record is from RefSeq and is a predicted model, not a curated record. The coding region runs from base 102 to 614 and encodes 170 amino acids.
GUGCAAGGUAGCCUUGCUGCUAUAAGUCAAGCAUACGCAGCCCUGGGUCCUGCCAAAGACUUGUGCUCUGGAACCGCCGUCAGCCACAAUUUUCCCGUCUAAUGUGCUCAUCACAGGACUUCGCCGCGCGCCGGAAGUGCUCCAGAUUUAAACGGGCAACAACUUUUCAUGGCAACAACAGUACUUGGCCGCUUGGCCGCCACAACGAUGACGGAAACAUGGAUCGCCCCUCCGAUCCGUAUUAUCGCCGACCUGACCGUUACGAUACGAAGCCGCAGCCUUAUGGGCUAUGCCAGCUUCCCAGUGGCUGUCCGCAGCGGGCACGCUUAGCCGACGAAUGCCUUUCGGACUUGAACACGGACAAUCCAUUCACCAUUGCCAUGGUGGUGCGGGAAGAUGAACGUCGAAUUCAGAUUCAGUCACAAAUCGCUGGUCUACAUCCCCACGAACAGACUGAACAACGCCAUAAUGAGGAGAUCAGGAUUCAAGCAUGGAACCGCAUCAAGGCCCUACAUGAUCGCCAGGAUAGCGGCUGGAAGCGCCUCAGAGACGAGUACGUUGCAGCUGACCACAAAGGGGACAGCCACGGCUCUGCCAGGGAAAAUUAUAGGUGAAGGUGGAGCAAGGACAAGAUCACCAAAACGCAGCAUCGCAGACAGGCUUGACACAGAGGUCAAGUGAAACAACGUGGCGUGGCGUUCAAUAUCCGUUCUAGCGGAUGAGACUUCAAGAAAGGACGCAUGAUCAAGAUGGGUUAAUGUCUUGGCUGAUGAUGAAGGAGCAUUGGGUGAUAAAUUAGAUAGGGGGCUUUCCGAUUGCUUGAGUU